Molecule: messenger RNA, 3596 nt
Organism: Zeugodacus cucurbitae (melon fly)
Lineage: Eukaryota; Metazoa; Arthropoda; Insecta; Diptera; Tephritidae
Gene: mys
Product: integrin beta-PS
Exons: 9
Coding region: 194-2749 (851 amino acids)
Biological process (GO): integrin-mediated signaling pathway; cell migration; cell-matrix adhesion
Cellular component (GO): focal adhesion; cell surface; integrin complex
Molecular function (GO): integrin binding
Source: RefSeq, a predicted model, not a curated record
UGCCAUCGCUGAUCAGAUUGUUCGAAAAUUUCAACGAGUGUGGUUUGAUUUGUUGAAAGUGGUGUUCGCUUGUAGAAUAUUUUAUAUAUCUACCCCUGAUGGAAAUAAAAUCUAAUUAAAUACAGUAUAAACGCGGAAAAAUUAACAAAUAUUCCAUAUUAGUUAGAAGUCUUCCUGACCAACAUAGCCAAACAUGUUAGCACAUCCCUGCCGCCUAUCGGCCGCCAAACGGCUGGUGGCCCUUUUAUUUGCCACAAUAUUCGCCUGCAGUAGCAUUUUAAGUAUUGAAGCACAAUUCUCCGGUAAACUCAUACAAGAUCCAUGCGUGAACAAGGCAUCUUGUCAUGACUGUAUACAAACACAAAAUUGCGCUUGGUGCAUGCAACCAGAUUUUGUUGAUUUACCACGUUGUUUUAAAAAUAGUAUACCAAAUUAUUGCGCGGAAGAGUUCACCUGGAACCCACAUACAGAGCAGAAAUUCACUAUUAAUCGUGAGUUGACACGUGGUGGUAAUGCCAGUGCCGCAGCUGGUUAUGGUUACGGUUAUAGUGGCUCCUACGAGGGUUCAUCAUAUAGUAGUAGCUCUUCGUCUAGUUCGUCAUAUGCCGGUGCUUAUGGUAGUGCAGCCGCAGCUGGCGCUGCAGCUUCUAGCGGCGAAAUCGUGCAAAUUAGUCCACAACGUGUCAGCCUUAAGUUGCGCAUAAAUCAAUUGCACUCGCUAAACAUGCGCUACUCGCAAGCUGUAGAUUAUCCCGUCGACUUAUACUAUUUGAUGGACUUGUCCAAAUCUAUGGAGGACGAUAAGGAUAAACUGUCGGCUUUGGGCGAUAAGCUCUCAGAAACUAUGCGUAACAUUACAUCGAAUUUCCGUUUGGGCUUCGGUUCGUUCGUGGAUAAGGUGCUUAUGCCCUACGUUUCAACUAUACCCAAAAACUUGGAACAUCCAUGUACGAAUUGUACUGCACCAUAUGGCUAUCGUAAUGUUAUGGCUUUAAACAUGGAUACAUAUCGAUUUUCUUCCGAAGUGAGUCGUGCUGCUGUGUCGGGUAAUUUGGAUGCGCCAGAAGGUGGCUUCGAUGCUAUCAUGCAAGCGAUUGUUUGCCGUCAGCAAAUCGGUUGGCGCGAGAAAGCGCGUCGUUUGCUUGUCUUCUCAACGGAUGCUGGUUUCCAUUAUGCCGGUGAUGGCAAACUCGGCGGCGUGAUUGCACCCAACGAUGGUGAGUGUCAUUUAAGCGGCGAAGGUCUCUACACACACUCCGUCAUACAAGAUUACCCCAGCAUCUCACAAAUCAAUCACAAGGUCAAGCAGAAUUCAAUUAACGUCAUCUUCGCAGUCACCGCCAAUCAGCAUUCGGUCUACGAAAAGCUAUCGAAACACAUUGAAGGUUCGUCGAGCGCUGUGCUAUCGGAGGAUUCCUCGAACGUUGUCGAUUUGGUGCGCUCGGAGUAUAGCAAAAUUUCCUCUUCCAUUGAAAUGAAGGACAACGCCACAAGCAAUGUGAAAAUCACCUAUCACUCCGCCUGUCUGAAUGGUGGCUCUGAAAUACCCACCGCCAAGUGUGAUGGUCUCAAAGUUGGCGAUGUGGUGAAUUUCACUGCACAAAUUUUGGUCACCAACUGCCCGACGGAUCCACGUGAAUGGAAUCAAGUCAUACAAAUCUAUCCGGUGGGUAUUAAUGAGAGUUUGAUUAUUGAUUUGGAGAUGCUUUGCUCUUGUCCAUGCGAACGUCCUGGCUCCACCGGCUAUGAACUACACUCACCCAAGUGCAAGAAUCACGGCACACUAAUGUGUGGCAUCUGUGAGUGUGAUGACAUGCAUUUCGGUCACAAUUGUGAGUGUUCAACGAGUGAUGUGCACACUGGCAGCGACAAAGAUUUAGUCUGUCGUCCCGAUAAUACCACACAAGUGGAUUGUAACAACCGCGGCACAUGUCUAUGCGGCGUCUGCGAAUGUGAGAAACGUCAGAAUCCCGAGGAAAUCAUUUCUGGCAAAUUCUGUGAAUGCGAUAACUUCUCGUGUGAACGUCAUAAGAACUUGUUGUGCUCGGGACCGGAUCAUGGCACAUGCGAGUGCAAUCACUGUGUAUGCAAGCCGGGCUGGACGGGCCCCGCAUGCGAUUGUCGUGCCUCGACUGACACCUGCAUGCCACCAAAUGGCGGCGAAAUAUGUUCGGGACAUGGUGAAUGUGAAUGUGGCGUGUGCAAAUGCAAAUCUACGGAUGAAGGUCGUUAUUCCGGCAAAUACUGUGAGAAAUGCCCAACAUGUGCGGGACGUUGCCUUGAACUGCGCGACUGUGUGCAAUGUCAAAUGUACAAGACCGGUCCGUUGAAGGAUGAACAAGAAUGUGCCAGAAACUGCAGCGCCACUUUCGUGCCCAUCAGUGAGGAGAAGAUCGUUAUUGACGAGGAGAAGGACGAAUUGAUUUGCAUAUUCUACGACGAAGAUGACUGCAAAUUCACAUUCAAAUAUAGUGAUGUGAACGACAAACUCGAAGUGCAUGCACAGCAGGAGCGUGAAUGUCCACCAAAGGUGUUCAUGUUGGGCAUUGUUUUGGGCGUUAUAGCCGCCAUUGUCUUGGUCGGUUUAGCCAUAUUGCUUUUGUGGAAACUGCUGACGACCAUACACGAUCGGCGCGAGUUUGCACGUUUCGAGAAGGAGCGCAUGAACGCCAAGUGGGAUACGGGCGAGAAUCCAAUCUACAAGCAGGCCACAUCGACUUUCAAGAAUCCAAUGUACGCCGGCCAGUAAGCGCUACCACUAAAGCAGUGCCACUAGCGGCGCUGCCAAAUAUUAAAAUUUGCUUAGGCAAUGUUGCAUUGUUUGGGUUACGAAUUUCUCUCUAAUUGCCAUACAAUAAAGGAAGUUUAUAUCAGGAGCUGCGUAUUUCUAAGCGAAAAGUGAAAAAAAAAAAUUUUAAAUGAAAUAAAAUCAACUAAAUGUAUAUUGUGUACGAGCAACAGCUAAUUAGCAGCAUAGAACUGAAAUUUUUAUAAAAAAACAUAUAUUGCUUAAGCUUUUAUAGACAGUCGAAGACAGUUGAAAGAAUUUUUAGUUAGUAUAUAAAGCACUUAGUUGUUGUUGUGUGCUACCGUUUGCAUAAUGUGUAUAUGUUUCAACACUAUACUGCCAUUAAGAUAUACAUACAUACAAUAUUAUACAUUAUAUACACAUAUUGAGCAGAAAUGGAGCUAACUGAACGAGCAGUAAUGCACAUGUGCCUUGGAAAUGAUAUACAGUUUAGACAUAUACAACUAUUAGAAGACAAGGAAAACAUUUUGGAUUCUUUUGAAUUACAGUUGCAAACUUCAAACAACCUUACAAAUAUAUAAAAAUUCAUAUAAAGUUAGAAAUACACGAACUAGCUCUUCCUAACCUAAAAAAACAAAAAACAAAAAAAAUUAUGGAAUAUCACAUGUAUGCAUUGCCUAUUUGCGUAAAAAAGAUAUAUAGAUAUAUAGUUAUAGCGAAAAUCCAAAUUGUAACUGUUAACGAAGCACAAAACGAAUAUGAAAAUAAUUUAAAAAUUUUUUUGUAAACAAAUUUACACUACUACAAAUGUGCCUACUAAACAUAAACAUACAUAUUUCUACUAAAU